GUAUGAAAUAUCCCUGGCAGAUGAAAACCCUGUGGUGGGGAAGGCUGAGUCAAAAGGCUAUAUAGAAGCCUCUCUUAUUUGCGCCUAUCCCCCCAGCCUCCGGCCAUCUCUGACGGGUAACAAACCGAGCUAACGAGCUAAAGAGCCGAGGGAAAGAGGAAGAGGGUGCAUCGCCGCCCGCUUGGGAUCGUUUUAGAAGAAAAAGCAGGCGAGAAGUGCCCCCGCGCGCUCAGCUUUCCAGAUCCUGCUCAGCGCCCGUUUCAUUUCCCUCGCACCCCGAAGCCCCGCAAACGGUUAACUCAACUGACAUGCAGAAAGUCAACCGAGCUGGGAAGUCUGCUGUGCAUGUUAAUUGAGGCGAAAGGGAUAACUGUUUACAGGAUGGUCUAGUAGUGGCUGCCCUUCCUCCUUCCUUCCUUCCUUCCUUUCUUCCUCCCUCUCUCCCUCCCUCCUCCUCCUCCUCUCGCGGCUCACUGGGAUGGUUACCGCUGCUGUUUCCUUUGGACCGAGGAUUUUCACUUCCCGGGACUAGAGAGCUACGCGGGAGUGAGUUGCCCUUCUCGGAGGAGGUGGGGGGGAAAAAUAAAAAAGGGAAGGGAAGGGAAGAAAAGUCUGCGCUUCGGGAAGAAGGGAAGGGAAUUUCUCUCGGAACGGCUGCUCCUGUGCCAAUAACCGACUUUGUCAGUGGGUGUAGCUGCUGUGCAGACGCUGUUGGAUUACCAUGAAGCUCUGGAUAAUCGCAUUAAGUUUAUUGGGGGCUGCUUGUGAUGUGCUCUAUUCUGAACUAGCAUCAUCUUCAACUGUUGGCUCUUGCGAAGACUUGUGUUUUUGUGAAGAAAAAGACAGCAUCUUAAUUAUAAGCUGUGAAGAAAGAGGCAUCAAGGAGAUAUCUCAAGUACAUAUUCCACCAUCCCGGCCUUUCCAACUUAGUCUUUUAAACAAUAGUUUGACUAUGUUACAGGUCAACGAUUUUGCCAGCUUUAUCAAUGCGAUCACAUUGCACCUUGGCUUUAACUACAUUGUAGAUAUUGAACCAGGGGCAUUUAAUGGGCUAAGUCUCCUUAAACAACUCCAUAUCAACCACAAUUAUUUAGAAAUACUUAAGGAAGACACCUUCCAUGGACUAGAAAACCUGGAAUUCCUUCAAGCAGACAACAAUUUCAUCACAAUAAUUGAAUCAAGUGCCUUCAGCAAACUCAACAGGCUUAAGGUGCUUAUUUUAAAUGACAAUGCCAUUGAAUUCCUUCCUCCCAAUGUAUUUCGCUUUGUUCCAUUAACUCACCUGGACCUUCGAGGGAACCAACUACAAACAUUACCUUAUGUCGGUUUUUUAGAACACAUUGGCCGAAUCCUAGACCUUCAGCUAGAAGAUAACAAAUGGAUCUGUAAUUGUGACCUACUGGAGUUAAAGAGCUGGUUAGAAAACAUGCCUCCUCAGUCCAUAAUAGGGGAUGUUGUAUGCCACAACCCUCCCAUAUUGAAAGGUAACAUUUUAAGCAGAUUAAAAACAGAAUCACUCUGUCCAACUCCACCCUCAAAUGACCUUGAUUCUCCAUCAGGGUCAUUGCCUUUGGUGAUUACAACAUCAGUAAGUGAUAGUCAUUCCUCAACCAAGGUGAUUCCUAUUUUUAAAACUCCCACCAAGGAAUCCAGUUUAACACCUGGAGUUACAAAACCAGCUACUCUUUUUCCUGGAGUAUAUUGUCCUAUACCUUGCCAGUGCACCAGCAAUAUCCUUUCAGGGAUUUUGAUGCAAUGUCAGGAACAAAACAUUGAAAGCUUGUCAGAUUUAGGUCCUCCUCCUCCCAAUCCUAAAAAGUUGAUUCUCGCCGGAAAUAUAAUCCAGACAUUACUGAAAUCAGAUCUUGUGGGUUAUCACAGUCUAGAAAUGCUUCAUUUGGGAAACAAUCGUAUCGAGAUGUUAGAAGCAGGAUCCUUUAUAAAUCUCACUGAAUUGCAAAAAUUAUAUCUCAAUGGCAACCACCUCACCAAACUAAGCCGUAAUUUGUUUUUAGGCCUGCAGCGACUUGAGUAUUUGUAUCUUGAAUAUAACGCCAUCAAGGAGAUUUUACCUGGUACUUUUAGUCCAAUGCCAAAACUUAAGGUCCUAUAUCUAAAUAACAACCUCCUCCAAACUUUACCAUCUCAUAUCUUUUCUGGAGUUCCACUAGCCAGGCUGAAUUUGAAAACCAACCAGUUUUCCCAUUUGCCCAUCAAAAAUGUCUUAGAUGAUCUAGAUCUACUAGUACAAAUUGAAUUAGAAGACAACCCCUGGGAUUGCACUUGUGAUUCGGUCAGGCUACAACAAUGGAUACAAAAACUAAACAGGAAUACAAUGAUGGGAGAAAUUCUCUGUACCUCUCCAAGACAUCUAGCUAAAAAGGAACUGAAAUCUCUGACCAAUGAUAUGUUAUGUCCCACUUUAAUGAACAGUCCAGCUCUCCCAACUCAUCCUAGCUUCCUAAUCAUCACAACAUCACCAACUACCACCAGUACAGCGGAUACUAUUCUGAAAUCCCUCACCGAUGUUAUCCCUCUCUCUGUUUUAAUUCUGGGGCUCUUGAUUGUGUUUAUAACAAUGAUUUUUUGUGCAGCUGGCAUUGUUGUUCUUGUUCUACAUCGACGGAGGCGGCAUAAAAAGAAACAAACAGAAGAACAAAUGCGGGACAACAACCCAGUUCAGCUUCAAUACAGCAUGUAUGGUCAUAAAACAACACACCAUACUACCGAACGUCCAGCCUCAACUUUGUAUGAACAACGCAUGAUCAGCCCCAUGGUUCAAGUUUAUCAAAGCCCAUCUUUCAACUCCAAAUUUGCAGGUCAUCAAGAUGAAAGGAAUGAUAAGGAGGGGAAUGAUUCCAAACUCCUUCGGCGAAGCCUCUUAGAAAGGGAGCACUCCUCCCCUCUCACUGGUGGUCCAAAUGUCAAGUACAAAGCGACAGACCAACCGGCUGAUUUUUUGUCCUUCCAGGACACAAGCUCCUUGUAUAGGAACAUUCUUGAGAAGGAGCGAGAACUCCAACAACUGGGGAUAACGGAAUAUCUUCGGAAAAGCAUUGCUCAGCUACAUCCUGAGAUGGAAGUACAUUAUCCAAGAGCUCACGAAGAGCUAAAGCUCAUGGAGACACUUAUGCUCUCGCGGCCGAGAAAAGUUUUACUAGAACAGACUAAAAAUGAAUAUUUUGAGCUCAAGGCCAACCUGCAUGCUGAACCUGAUUACUUGGAGGUUUUGGAGCAGCACACAUGAAACGAAAGACCACCUUUGAAGGCUUUGAAUCAGAAACUCUUAGGUUUGUCUUACAUUUGAGAACUUUGUAAAUAAAAGUGCCUUAUAAUAAUGUGUCACCAAUCAGAACUUUUAAGCACAGCAGUAAUCUGAGUGAAAAGAAACUCUCAGGGAUAACUGUGUGAAGCCAUGGGAAAGUUUUCAGGCUCUGUAUAUCUUACCCCCCAUUUUAAAUGUGAACUUUGUACAACUGGAUUCUCAGAAGAAAUUCAGUUUGCUUGGCCAUAUUCCUCUAGGUGUGUAUUGCAGUCCCUAAUGUUUCUUUCUUUCUUUCUUUCUUACUUACUUUUAAUUGUUGGUUUUGCUAAACAGACUUUUAAAGCAUUUGUUUCUUCGGUUCCCUUUUUAUUUUUCCCAUGUAGGCAAUAUUUAAUUAAAAACCUACAAGGAUCUUCUUAGCCAGCUGCUAGAAAGUAGGGAAUGUUAUCUAUGGAUGAGUCCAUAUAUAUGAACAAAUUCUACAUGGCAGUAGUACAUAAUAAUUAUAAAGAAAACUAUAUGUUUUUUGUUUCAAAACGGGGAAAAAAAUCAUUUGUGAGCUUCCAAGGACUGCAGUAUUUAGGUAUCUUUAAUUUGGAAUGAGGUUGGAAUGGGAAAGUGGUAUAUUAUGCCAGAAUUUAAAAGAUAUAAUGGAAACCUUUUGUUACUUUCCCUCGAUGGCAUUUUUAAUCACCUUUUGGGACAAUCUUCAAUAUAAUGCUGCUAUAUAGACUCCUGUGCGACAUUGGAUUGACACUUAUACUUGGGAAGUUUGAAACGCUACUGAGAAUUUAAUGUAAAUAUAUUAGUAUAUUGAUGCACCCAAUUUUUAUUUUUAUUUUUUACUGUAUUUAUAUGAUUGGCUCCCGGUGGUAAUUUUUGAUAACAUCACUUUGCUGUGGCCAGUAAAUUUCAGACUUCAAGUCAGACAAGAAAUAAGCCAUCAGAACUUGUUUCUGGCUGUGAACACUCUGACUUUGCCAUAGUGACAUGGCAGAAGAACAUUUCUCAGCCAUCAUCCCCCCCCCAACCCCACCCCAAAAGUCUGGUUUAAACAUGGUAGGUCACAAACCUAGGAAGUUGCAUUGAGAUUAAUUAUUGCAAUCUUAUGGAUACAUGCUUAGAUAUGUGCUUUUGCAACAUUUGUAUGGGUAAGCUAAUGUUGCACACAUAGAUGUCAGUGGCUAACCAUCUAAAGGUUAGCAAGCCCUGCAGAACUCCACAGCUUGGUGUGUAUAGAAUUGUGGUCAAGUUUAAAUACAACGAUGUUCUUUGUCAUACUUGAUCUGACGUGUAAACACAGCUCACAUUUAAUGUGGCCUAAUCUACAGUCCUAACUUUGCUUCUGAGAAGAAGAAAACCGUUCAAUCCAAUUCUGACAAUUUCACAAGUCUGUCUCUGUGUUUUUAAACACAGAUUUGCUGCACUCACAAUUUAGAUUUGUGUGUGCGUGCGUGCACGUGAGUGUGUGUGUGUGAGAGAGAGAGAACAAUAAAGUGUAAGCAGCACAGCAAAUCUGUAGAGAUCAAUGGAACGUAGCACUAAAAUAAUGUUUCGAAUUAAGAAGACAAGAAGCAGGACAAAUUUAUUUUACUAUAAAGUUUAGUUAGAAUUAUUUCUAUUAUUUAUUCUGUACAAUUUGUAUCUUUUAAGUUUGAAAUUACAGUUAUUAUUCUUGGGUGCCUUUCAAGCAAAUCAAAGAACUUAAUCAUGAUAAAUAAAACUGACAAUAAAGGGAUCCUUUUUUAAAAAAAAAAAAACCACGCUUCUUUGUAUUAAGACUCUCUUUUUAAUUUCUCUCUCUCUCUCUUUUUUAAAGUAAGCUCUGCAUGCAUGAGUUCAGAUCCAUUCUGAAAUCAAAUUGGAGUCUCCUGUCCGUUGCCAUGCAUACAGAAGUGUCUUGUUCUGGGGGCAAGACGGCAGUUAAAUCCCAGUGUAUGAUUGAAAAAAUGCCAAAAUGGUAAUUUGACCUGCAUUUCCCCUCCUGAUUAAGUUACUCUUUUUGUAAACCCGCCACCCUUUGAUAAAUAUCUCCUUACGCACUUUUGGGCUGAAAAAUCAGAGCCUGGUAGCAUCUUCUCUUAAAGAUCCCAAUAAUUAUUAGCUGGGAAAUAUCUAUAUAACUUACGAUAGUCAGACUUAUGAAUGGCAUCUACCAUAAAUAAAUAAUUUUAAUAGUGUCCCUACUGAUUGCUUACAUAGUAACUUUGGCUUCGAUGUAAAGUAUUGAUUUGUGUAGAGAAAGUUCAUCCCUGGAAAGUAAAGAAGAAAGACAUUAACAUCAAAUUUAUUUCAUUUAUUUAUCUGAUGUUGUACUACAGAAAGCAUACUACGGUAUAUCUUCAUAUCUGCUUGACUACUUAUUUAUGUUUGCACUGGGUUUUUGUUAAUAUAUUCUAAAUCGAUAUUCUCCUACUGGUACCUCCAAGAAUGUUGGGCAACAACUC
This is a messenger RNA of Ahaetulla prasina, 5712 nucleotides long. RefSeq names its product SLIT and NTRK like family member 6 (gene SLITRK6). The record is from RefSeq and is a predicted model, not a curated record. Gene Ontology annotation, cellular component: membrane. Gene Ontology annotation, biological process: positive regulation of synapse assembly; axonogenesis; regulation of presynapse assembly. The coding region runs from base 722 to 3247 and encodes 841 amino acids. Lineage: Eukaryota; Metazoa; Chordata; Lepidosauria; Squamata; Colubridae. The transcript is spliced from 2 exons. Gene Ontology annotation, molecular function: protein binding.